Molecule: messenger RNA, 1092 nt
Organism: Panicum virgatum (switchgrass)
Lineage: Eukaryota; Viridiplantae; Streptophyta; Magnoliopsida; Poales; Poaceae
Exons: 3
Coding region: 1-1092 (363 amino acids)
Molecular function (GO): nucleic acid binding
Source: RefSeq, a predicted model, not a curated record
AUGGAGCCAUACUGCAACGCAGUACGCCGCCUCGAAGACAAGUUCGACGGCCUAGAGGUCAAUCAUGUCCCGCGCAAGUACAACGAAGACGCCGACGAAUUAGCCAAGAUCGCGUCGGGGCGGACCACCGUCCCCCCGAAUAUCUUCGCUCAAGACAUCGUCAAGCCCUAUGUCGAGUUCAAGGACCCGACGGAGUCAGGCCCCUCGUCCACUGGGCCCUCCGGCGGGAACCCUCUGGCGGACGAGGACGAGCCCAUGGACAUUGACUUCGGCACCACCUCCGUGGACGAGGCCGAGGCAAUGGAAGUUGACGAGGCCCCCGCUUCGCGAGAUUGGCGCGUCCAGUACCUUGACUGGAUGAUUCGAGGGGUUCUACCCUCGGACCGCGCUCAGGCGCGACGCCUCGCCAGGCGGGCCAAGUCCUUCGUUCUAAUCGACAAUGAGCUACACAAACGUAGCCCCUCGGGUGUCCUGCAACGAUGCAUCCCCAUCCCCGAGGGCAAGGAGCUGAUCCGCGACAUCCAUGCUGGCAUCUGCGGCCAUCACGCCGCGCCACGCACUCUCGUGGGUAACGCGUUUCGGCAAGGCUUUUACUGGCCCACCGCGGUCGCCGACGCCACCGACGUUGUGCGGACCUGCGAGGGGUGCCAGUUCUAUGCUCGAAAAACACAUCUCCCGGCCCAUGCUCUGCAGACCAUCCCCAUCACGUGGCCGUUUGCCGUGUGGGGACUAGACCUCUUCACAGGCAAGAAAUUCUUGGCGUUCUGCGACAGCUUCCACAUACGUGUGGACUGGUCGGCUGUGGCACACCCACAAACGAACGGGCAAGUGGAGCGUGCCAAUGGCAUGAUCCUCCAAGGACUAAAGCCAAGGAUCUUCAAUAAGCUGAACAAAUUCGGCCGGAGGUGGCUCACGGAGCUACCUUCAGUCAUUUGGAGCCUAAGGACGACCCCGAGUAGAGCUACGGACGUCUACCUCUUCGAGUUCCAGCAUUUCCGGUUCUACGAACACCUUCAAUCUCUGGCCAUUGGCCUUGAAAAUGUUCCCGUCAUCAUCUUGGAGGGUAACCGCGCCGUGAUCAGCAACGUUUAG